CUAUAUUUUGUCAUUUCCCCUUAACACCCUAUGAUUCAAAUCUUCAUUUAAUACGUGAUAACUUUUUAUUAAUUGAAAUUUUAAUUAAUCAAAAUUCCAUUAACCCAGCAAUCAAACCCGAAUCCUAAUAACUUUGGGAAACUCCUAAACACCCACUAAACAAAUUUCCAGAUUAACAAAUUCCAUCCAUUUUAUUACUUAUUGCAUCAGUUGAUUUUGCAGUAGUGUUUUUUUAUAAAAUAACAUAGGAUAUUUAUGGCUGAAAUUAAUGGGCAGAGACAGGUACUCAAUGCUGUGCAACUUUGAAAUUAGUUUGUUUGUGGUAGUUCCCCUGGAAGAAAUCAAAGACAGUGGAAAACAUGCUGGAAGUAUUGUCAUCAGGCGUCUUUUUAACCAGCUCAAAAAUAUUAAGGUUGCAGAAGGUUGCGGAUACUUUCUGAAAAUAACAAAAGUGAAGAGCGUAGGCCGUGGAAAGUUGUCAAACUCAUCGAAAUACCUCAUGUUCCCUGUAACUUUCUACAGUUGUACCUUCUUACCUAGAACCGGGGAAGUCUUGGUUGGUAUUGUCACCAAGGUUAGCAUGGGAGGAGUCUUUCUGAAAUGUGGACCUAUGAACUCUAUUUAUCUCACUCGUCGGAAGAUGCCGAAUUACAACUAUGUUUCAGGUGAAAACCCGUUCUUCUUAUCCGAUGAUCAGUCAAGGAUUGAGAACGAAGUGGCUGUCCGAUUUGUUGUGUUCGGUGUGAGAUGGAGUAGAACCCGUGUUAGGGAAUUCAAUAUUCUUGCAAGCAUAGAUGGUGAUUCUCUUGGGCCAGUUUCACUGAAUGGAUUUGAUGGACUAGAGCUCUAAAGUUCUUAACAGGAAAGGAAAAGGAAAGUGCUUUGAUAGAGUGUAGUUUCUCUUACCAAAUCAGAAAGAGGAAAAGAAAGAAACUUUAUAUAUGCUGGCUUGCUUUUAGUAUAUGAAUGAGUUAUCAGUGAAAUUAAACUUGUGGUGGUGGUGGAGUUAAAAUAGUGAAAACUUUGAACCUUUGAACAAUUUUUCAUUUUCUUUAAGUUUGUGUUUUUAUCAGAGACUUUGUAAAAACAAUUUACUAGAUUUCCUUUUUGUUUGUUUA
Molecule: messenger RNA, 1118 nt
Organism: Capsicum annuum
Lineage: Eukaryota; Viridiplantae; Streptophyta; Magnoliopsida; Solanales; Solanaceae
Product: DNA-directed RNA polymerase V subunit 7
Exons: 2
Coding region: 269-850 (193 amino acids)
Biological process (GO): DNA-templated transcription initiation
Molecular function (GO): single-stranded RNA binding; single-stranded DNA binding
Source: RefSeq, a predicted model, not a curated record